AUGGGAGACACUCCGCUGGCGUCGUUGUCUCUGACUCAUGUUCACUACAACCCCGAGGACCAACUGUCCUUUGCCUCAGCAUGGCUGGCCCUGAUCCCACAGGCACUAUGCGUUUCCUAUGCAACCUUGAUCUGGUCAACAAGGGAGGUGGAAGUCAUCUUGAUGUUUGUAGGACAGCUGGGCUGUGAGGCCGUAAACUUUGUCCUCAAACGUUUGAUCAAGGAAGAGCGACCGAAGGAAAUGUUCGGCAAGGGAUAUGGAAUGCCAUCUUCACACGCCCAAUUCAUGACCUUCUUCUCCGUCUACCUCACCUUCUUCCUUCUCUUCCGUCACAGCCAAGCUUCCGCCAGCUCCUACCCCAAUGUCGCCGUCCUCCUACGAGUCCUGGUCAUGCUGGCCCUUUGCAUUGGAGCUGCUGGUGUCGCUGCCAGUCGGGUCUACCUCAACUACCACACCCCGAGACAAGUCCUUGCCGGCUGUGCCGCUGGAUUCGUAUGCGCUUCUGGCUGGUUCGUGGUCACCAGCCUGCUCCGAAGCUCUGGUUUGGUUGAAUGGGCCAUGGAGACCACUGUAUCUCGGUUGGUCAGAAUCCGUGAUCUGGUCGUAAGUGAAGACCUGGCUGAGGCUGGCUGGCAACGUUGGGAGUCUCAGAGAUUGAAGCGUCGCGGUCUUAGUAAGAAGUCGGAGAACACAACAAUUCAACAAGUCAAGUCCCCAAUGAUGGACGUGCCUUCAGAUCCACCCGAAGCCACUAUGCAGGAGCAUCAUAUUGUCAAGGCAGAUGAGGUCGACCAAACAGGGACUGAUAUUUCGCCAGUUUCAGACGAUCAACUCAUGGAGGAGGUGGCUGAGGGGCUCCGCCAGGAACAGGCCGAACAGGCCGCGCCCGCUCCUGAGACGGCGCCCUCUGCGCCCGAAAAAUCCAUGAAACGACCGGAGCUUCGUCGCGAAGGCUCUGCUCCACCUCCUCCAAUGCAGCCGCCCCCUCCAGCUCCCGUCCAGGAGAAUACGGACCGUGGUGCAAGCUCUCUGAGCUUAUCGGAGUUGCGGAAGCUGGUGGGCGAAAUGCCCAAGAUCGAGCAACCAGCCUAUGCUUUUGAAUAUGCCGAUGCCCAAUCUUUUCCCGAUGAGCUCGAUGAGUGGUUCCAGUAUAAUGCCUUUGAUCGUGUCAUGUUGAUGGGCACGAAGGCGACUUUUAACAAGAAAUGGCUCACAUUUUACCAGCGACGCCAGCGAGACACGCCCGGGGUGUCGUGGCUUGACGCAUCCAAGGAUUUACGUCGCUCGUUUGUUGCUCGAAUGCUUGAGGACCUGCAGCUUACUGAAGCCCCCGCGCGAUUGGAAGCCCUUGAAACCAUUUGCUAUGUUGUCACCGGUGUAUGGGGUCUCAGUGGUGGGAGAGUGGCGCCCGACUACCCUUCAGAUGGAAAUUCAGAGUCAGCAGCUGAAACGCCACUGCUCAAGUCAAUGCAGAUUCAAUGCAUCGAGGAGAAUGUUUCCCUUCUCCAGGAAUGCUCGGGCGUUACCGCUUUGAUACAAUACAUGUGCCGGCUUUUUGAUAAGACCCGCUCAGCAUUCGGGUCGGACUCCAGUGACAUCGAUUACGAGCGAAUUAACCCUGGCGAUAUUGCAGCACCUGAGCGCGAGGCCAACCUGGUCCUUACAAGUUUAUAUUUUGCUGUGGAAGUGGGUCGCAGGCAACAGGCGCGUGACCCUCAGUGCAGCUCAAUCCGCGAUGCACUGACCAGCUCAAAUCCUAGCUUGCUGGUCUCCAUUGUUGAAAUCAUCGCUCGGCUACGCUGGGACGAAUCUGCCAAUAUCCCGCUGACCAGGAUCCUUCUGUUGUUGUGGAAAUCGCUGCUUCUCGUCUUUGGCGGGACUGAUGAUUUGAAGCGCGCAAAGGAGGUACUAGAGCCUGCAGUUUCCUCUGAGGAGGAUGAUUCCAAACGCAGGACACCAUUCCUACAUGCCUCCCCUCUGGACUACCAUCUCUUCCGCCAGGAAAUCACUUCCAAAUACCCAGCUUACAACCCUCCGCCACUUGUCGUUCCACUGGAAUUGGAAAACAACUCAAUUCUACCCCCUCUUCCACACAAUGCAGCCAAGAUGAACUCGUCCAGUGGUAUUUUUUGUGGUGUUGCCCCCUCGAUAUCCGGUGGAAAUGGGUCUAUUCUUCAACAGGCCGUUCAUAUUGCAACCCCAGCGCCAUCCCCACCACCAUCCCCCGCCGGCCCAGGAGGGAAAGCUGGGAAGAAACAGAAUUAUCAGACCAACCAGAAUUUCCCCUUCAUGUACCCUCCCCUAGACGAUUCCAGCAACCGCAUUGGCGGAAAGGGCACAACAGAACUCCAGGAUACCUUGGUAGGAAAGAGAUGGGAAGGUAGCGAUGUCCCUGCGUCAAUUAUCGAGGCCGGAAAGCUCUUUUCGACCCAUGUGAAAAUGACCCGUGCGAUGCGACAGCUCUGGCAGGAGCGUGAACACUUUAUGCAGUACGACCGUGGCUGGAACUCUGAGGACGCUGCUCAUUUCCCCGACAACAUCUCGGAUGAUCUACCGGAUGAUUUUGAACAUCUAGAUUUGUCGGGUGACGAGGAGAAGGCCGAACCUAAACCAAAACCAGUGGAGAAAGAGACGGAUGAUCCUGAUAUCCAGCGGCGUCUGGAUGCGGUUGACUCGUUUUAUACCAAUACUCUAUCGCACCUUCAGUCCAUCACCAUCGUAUUCUUGAAAAUCAUCCUGACAAAUGUCAGCGCAGUGGUCAACCAGGCUGCUAGCCAGACUACACAGGGCAUGAGUCAUUCCAUCAAUGGCUCCUCUCAGAACCUCCUUUCUGAUGCAUCCAUCGAUGAGCUAGACAACAUUCGACUUCGCGAAAUCACCGGGAAAGCCGUAUCUGGAACUCUAUUGCUUCUCCUGAAGUGGUUUAAGCGAUCUCAUAUUUUAAAAUUUGAAUACAUGACACAGCUGUUGCUCGACUCCAACUACAUCCCUUUGAUCCUCAAAAUGUUUGCACACCAAGAUGUUGAUCAAACGGUGGCACACAAGAAUGACCGCGAGGACUUAUCCUUCUUCCACUUCUGUCAAAGCAACACGGACUUCCCCCAAGAAACCGAAGAUGACUCCUGCGGCGACACUGAAAGCGAAGACGAAGCCAUGCCACCCCCAAUCGCCCGGCACCGCUCCGACCCAACAGCAAACGGCAGUAUGCCAGGUCUCUCCGAAGAAGAAUCCCUAGCGGACAUCCUCAACGGACCGGCACGCCCAGAAGUGGACGAACUAGGCUACCCAACCGCUCCCCUCCCCAAAGAACCAAUCAAAGUAUUCUCCUUCCGAAGCUUCUUCUCCGCCAUCAACUACCUACACGUCAUGCAAAAGAUCACGCGCAACAAAGCACACCGCUGCCUUCUACUAGUGCAGUACAAAUCAAGCAACAUCCUCCGCAAGGGUCUCAAGAUCCCAGAUCCACACCUCCGCUUCUACACCCUCAAACUCUUCAAAUCCCAAGUCCCCUACUGCGGUCGCAAAUGGCGCCAGAGUAACAUGCGCGUCAUCACCGCUAUCUACCUGUACUGCCGCCCCGAGCUGCGCGACGACUGGCUCGCUGGCUCUGACGUCGAUGCUGAGGUUGAAGAGGCGUUGCCGUUAGAACAGGCGCUUCGCGGUCUUACGCACUGGUGGCAUCUGCGCCAGUACAAGGAUGUCAUGGGUGGUGAUGAGGGUGCCUCUAUGAUGGAGGAAGAGCGUGAUUUCUUUGUUCGUGAACUUGAGUCUAUGGGCUGGGGUGCUGCUGAGGAGAUCCUCGGUGGGGCUUGCGAGGAGGAGGUCACUGCUCCUGCGACACAGGGCAAUGAAUGGGAGGGUGUGCCGCUGCCUAUGGAGGGGUGGUCGUGA
Molecule: messenger RNA, 3891 nt
Organism: Penicillium expansum
Lineage: Eukaryota; Fungi; Ascomycota; Eurotiomycetes; Eurotiales; Aspergillaceae
Product: Phosphatidic acid phosphatase type 2/haloperoxidase
Exons: 8
Coding region: 1-3891 (1296 amino acids)
Biological process (GO): cytoskeleton organization
Cellular component (GO): cytosol
Source: RefSeq, a predicted model, not a curated record